Spizellomyces punctatus DAOM BR117 is the source of this 1155-nucleotide messenger RNA. RefSeq names its product carrier protein. Lineage: Eukaryota; Fungi; Chytridiomycota; Chytridiomycetes; Spizellomycetales; Spizellomycetaceae. The record is from RefSeq and is a predicted model, not a curated record. The transcript is spliced from 2 exons. Bases 34 to 897 code for a protein of 287 amino acids.
GGAGGAUUUUUGUCAACUCGCCAUUGAACGAAAAUGACCACAUCACAGACUACAUCUUCUUCGUUCAACGUUAACAAGGCGCUCGAGAGAGCCAUGGGGGGUGGGUUGUCGGGGGCUGCUGCCAUGGUUGUUCAAGUCUGCACUCUCAUGCCCCUCCGCACGACAAUGAACUACCAGUAUAGAUAUGGAACAACGACGACACAAGCCCUGCAAACCCUCUACAAGGACGGUAAAAUCCUCCGCUUUUACAGAGGCAUUGGACCCGCCCUCAUUCAAGGCCCCCUCUCCCGCUUUGGUGACACGGCUGCAAACGCAUUUGCAAUGUCCCUCUUGGAGAGCUCUGACCUCACCAAGGAUUGGCCCGUCGCCGUCAAAACCAUUGGCGCUUCUGCCGCUGCUGCCUCUUUUCGCAUGUUCUUGACGCCCGUCGACACAUUAAAAACAACCCUCCAAACACAAGGAAACGACGGCGUUCGCAUCCUCCGUGCUCGUAUCGCUGCAAACGGUAUCCCCACUCUGUGGUACGGCGCCGUCGCUUCUGCCGCGGCCACGUUUGUUGGCCACUACCCCUGGUUCGCAACCUACAAUUACCUCUCUGAAGUCCUCCCCCAACAAUCCACAACACCCAGAAAACUCGCCCGUCAAGCUGUGAUUGGGUUCUCGGCCUCUGUUGUCUCGGACACCAUUUCAAAUUCCUUGCGUGUGAUUAAAACGUACCGACAAGUGAAUGAGACGCGUGUGAGUUAUGUUGGGGCGGCCAGGGCCGUUAUUGAAAAGGAUGGUGUGGGAGGUUUGUUUGGACGAGGACUCAAGACACGGAUUUUGACGAACGGGCUGCAGGGGAUCAUGUUUUCGGUGCUUUGGAAGUUGUUUCAAGACUUGUAUGAUCGCAAGUAGAAGUCGUAGUGAAUUAUAGUAUGGGCUCGUGAUAGGGACAUUCGAUAAUGGGUAAAUAUUAUUAGGAGAUUCGUAAACGGUUUGGCGAGAGUGAAAGGCCUCGCAAACGUUUGACGGAUCCUUGCCGAAAGGAAGAUUGGAAUCGUAAGGGUAGGUGUUGGUAUCUAUGUAGCUAGAUAAGAUGAACCAAAAAAAAAAUAUAGAUUUUUAUUGUUAUUUUUUUAAUCAAGCGAAGAUGAGCGUUUUUAAAGUGUGCAA